CUUCUGGGAAUUGGAGUCCAAAACUGCUUUUGGAAACGUCAUAAAGCGCGCCUCUCCGAGGAGCACUGUGGCUUUAAGGGCCAGGCCCCGCCUCCUCUCAACCUACGCACGUCAAAGGGAACCGAGAGCAGGAAGCAGAGGCUCGGCGUUCGGUUCCAGGAUGGAACGUUGAGGCGCGGCGGCGCGCUCCCAUUGGCUGCUGCCCCCAACGUUCUAUCCGCCUGACCUUGGCGCACGCGUGUCCGCUGAACGUGUGAACCCCGCUUUUCGGGUUUCCUGACACGCAUCAGCUCGCAGCUCCUGGGGUUGGACAGGAAGGCCUGAGGGGAAGCCAGGGGCGUCUUCCACCCCGGGGUGGGACGAUGGCGGACUUUGGAGCCAAGCAGGGGAAGAGGCGAGACGACAGAGGCCUGGGCGGCCUCGUGGACUUCCUUUUGGCCAACGCCAGGGUGGUCCUUGGGGUCAGUGGAGCAGCCAUCCUGGCCAUCGCGACCCUGGCGGUCAAGAGGCUCAUAGACAGGGCCACCAACCCUCCGGAUGAGGACGACAUCAAGGCCAAGCAGAAGUCCUUGGAAGAGAGCUGGGAGGAGCUGACCUUGAUCAAAUCGGUGUCCAAGGUGCAGCGGAGAGACCUCGAUGAGCCCCUGCUGACCCCCGUCCUGAAUGUGAUCCCAAAAGAACCCGGUGGCUGCCUCCUGUCCCUUGAAGCCUCCUCUCCAGUGGGAUCGAGGCCUUUGCUGUGCCUCACACUUCAGGAGAAACUUCUCUCCUUCUACCAAGACCGCGUCUCCAUCUCUGAAGCCAAAAAGGUUCUGGGGAAACAGUUGGCAGAAGACAUCAGCACCGAGCUGCAGAACUUCCUGAAAAACAAGUCUCCGGACCUUCCCUUUGGGAGUGUGUUCCUGAGUGGCUGCCUUUGCGACGGCCUGGUCGGCCUCAACCGCUUGGAGGUCUCCUUGAUGCUCCCUUUGGUUCUGGAGCCCAGUCUUUGGCGCUUGGUUCCUGGAGAGCAGACGGUGGUGAAUGAUCCCCGUUUUGGGAUGGUUAAACGGACUUGUCUGGAGUACAUCCCCCGUGGAAACAGCCCCUGGGACAGAUUCAUGGUCGGCGGGUAUCUCUCGUCCAACGCAGUCAACGACACCCUCCGUAAGAUCUUGGUGGCCUCCAUCAACUGGCCGGUGAUCGGCAGCAUGUUGGAAUGCACCAUUCGGCCUUCAAUGGCUCCCAAGGAGCUCAAACUCGAGGUGUUGCAUGAACAGGUCCAUCUGGACGUAACCCUUUGCCCAACGGUCAACGCUGGGGACCAAACUUUUGUUGCCGCAACCUUGGAAGAACCUGGAGAGAACCUCUGGGAACAGAGCUUCUAUAUGGCAGAGGUCUCCAAGCUUAAAGACCUGGAUGCCUGCGAUUCUGGCGUCCGGCAAUGUUGCCUCAACAUCCUGAAGGUCAUCUUGGAAGACCAUCCCUUCUGGAGCAGAGUGGGCACCGGUCCCUUGACUCACAUCAUCCUCCAUCUGAGCCAAAAGGAAUUGGACUGGUCUGAAGCCAUGUUGGCCGAGAGGCUUCGGGAUGUCCUGGAGGAGCUGGUCCAGUCCUUGGCCAAGGGCUUUCUCCCAUGCUUUUUUGACAGCAAAGUGAACCUUCUCAGCCAUCUUCUCCCCGAAGAGGUUGAAGAGAUCGGAUGCACCCUCUAUGAGGCCUUGGCAGAGCCAGAUCUGGCCACCGCAUUCAAUUUAUAAAUGAAUGACUUGCAACGAUGACAGCACUGUGGGAGUCAGGUGGCAUGGACGAUGCCUUUCUGUCGAUUCCCCCAACAGCAUUCUUUUGCACCUAAUGAAAUGUAUUAACUUUAAAGAGGUUAUAAACGGACCUGGCUUGGGAAGGACUUAUUUCUAAACUCUGACAUUAGCUCAGUAUUGUGGCUCCUGUAUCCUGUUCUUUUUCUCUGUAGAAACAACCAUCCAAAUGGGAAAAGGUUAAGGUUAGGUUGAAGAAAAACCCCAAAAGGGGUGGAAUUGUGGGCAUUUCGACCUGGUUCCCCUUCCACUGUGAAAACAAAGCCAUUGGGGAACUUUAAUUUGCAGAAUCCUCAAAAAUGACGAUCGAUCCCUAUCUCAGUCUCAAUCAGCUUCCAGAGGUCAGGGAUUCUGGAAGUUGGCAUCCAAUGUAUCUUUGGAGGCUGAAACUUUGAAAUCUGACUACCUUUGCCUCCCUCUUCUUUAUUUGUAACUAUCAGGCAUAUUUGCUUUCAUGCCCAUUUGAGGUGGGAAAAUGCACAGAUUUUGGUAGAAAUUCCACCAUUUCUGCUAAACCUGUUUGUAUUUUAAAUUCCCAUUAAGCCUGGGUAUUCCAGACUAAGCAGCCCUGGGACCGGAGAAUAUAAGUCUUGCAUAUCAGAGACUGGAUACAUGCAUUUCAGUUGGAUACAAACUUUGCCCAGCUUUUUAGUUCAGGAAACGGCCCAAUUUCGCACAGGGCGCACCUCUUCUCUACCUCAGGGGUCUGAAAUUUCAAUUCUUCAUGUAUUUUAUCCUCAUUGAGAGCAAUGGGAAUGUUAGUCAAGUGCCAAAAGGGAGGCUUGAUGUUGGGUUAUUUGUAGAAAUUAGAUGAAUGGGAAGAUUCAAUGGAUCCUCAAAGUCCAGAUUGGUGUUGCAAAGUCUUUGAACCCUGUCUCAGCCUCCUCUGACUCUUAGCUGAGAAGGUCUCAGUUUCUUUGUUGAGUAUUAGCUAUACAUACAAAUGGUGUCCAUCCCUUGCUGCUCUUUAAAGUUGCUGUGAUAGAUAACAAAUCCAGGAGAGAAUGCUCUUCUCUUUCGACUCUCACUUGGAACUCGUGAUCUUGAGCAGCCGAUUCAGAUAUAUUUUGCACAUAUUUUGCACAAUGUCUCUCUUUUCUGUAUUGAUCGGUUUCCAGAAGCAAAGCUAACCCUGUGAUGAUCCUUUCCUUAUAUUUCCUCUGAGCUUUUAAUACGAAAUCCCAGGGCAUCUGGCUAGAAGCAUCUUUUACAAUGAUUUAAAAAAAAUUAAGUUGCUGAUGUAGUGAAGUUGCUUGUCUAGAGAAAAUAAAUCAGCCAUAUAAACGACGGCAACUUUAAGGUAAGCUUUUAUAAGUGAAGGGAUUGCAGCAGAGCCUCCCAGUUGUUUGACUCCAGCUCCUAUCUGCAUAUGAUGAGGAAUGAUGGGAAUUGUAGUUGUAUCAAUGUCAGGGGGUGGUGGAUAUAGUUGUUGCACAUCCCUGUUGAAAUGUAUUUUUAAUCCUAGCCAGCAAUAAUAGGAUCAUGUUGCCAAAAUCAUGCAAAUGAAUUGCUUUUGGGAACCAAAUCUGUGGACACUGGACGCUUCUGGUGGAUGUAAUUUUUCUAAGAAGGAUUGUAUUAAUGAGGGAAAUACUGGUGCAUUUUGGUUCCCUUACUUACAAAGACUGAUGUUGGAAAUGUGGAUGAAAAAUAAAGGAAAACAACAUAUUUGAAAGUUAA
Molecule: messenger RNA, 3476 nt
Organism: Anolis carolinensis (green anole)
Lineage: Eukaryota; Metazoa; Chordata; Lepidosauria; Squamata; Anolidae
Gene: mief2
Product: mitochondrial elongation factor 2
Exons: 4
Coding region: 363-1739 (458 amino acids)
Biological process (GO): mitochondrion organization; positive regulation of mitochondrial fission
Cellular component (GO): mitochondrial outer membrane
Source: RefSeq, a predicted model, not a curated record